UGUCCUUACUAACUGAUCUCCUCCGGGCGAGUACUAACUGAAUUUAUCUACUUUUGGUGGUGGCAGCCUCUAUUCUAAGCCCCAAGGGAACUACAGAAACUAACAUUAAGAGAGUAAGAGAGAGAGAGAGAGAGGAUAAGAUAGACCCAAUAAUCAAUCAUAGAUCGUCUGCACUAACCCGGAACGAGGGCCACUUCCGCAUCUCCUUCAUGAGGAAGGACCGAACCUGGCUGUGUCUGGGAUUUGCGUAACUCUGUUACAUGUUUUCCAGCGCCACCUCCCAGCCGCAGUCCCAGUCCCAGUCCCAGACGACUACCAAGAGCUGUAGCAAAACGCUAAACACCUGCGACUAUUGGCCACGUUGCGGGGCUUGUCAGGAGAAAGCCGCGCCCGCGGCCAUCAGGCGACAGUAUUCCCUGCCAGCGGUCUCGACCAUGGACCAGGAGCAGGAGCAGCCCCACGUCACCACCGUGGCGGUUAAUGACAAUGUGGCCAGCGUCCGCCAAUCGUCGUCCAUUCCGCAAUGGACUCUCCUGUGCAGCGGCGUGGCCCACUGCCGUCCGCAGGAGCUGGCAGAGAAUGAGCGCCGACAGCUGAUGGCUGUUGUGCGACCCCGGGUCGUGCCCUUGGCCCCCACAUCACUCGUCCUGCUGGGCGAGGGCGACCUCUACAAAAAGGCCUGUCCACAGGUCCUGGCUGAGGCGGAGGCGGAAGCGGAGACGGAGACGGAGCUGGGGCUAAGAAACCCCCCGGACACACAGGACACACAGGACAGGCAGGAAGAAUUCCCCAACGUGAAGGACAAGUGUCGCAACAUGGAGCGCAGUUACUCCCUUCCAAGCCUACGGAUUCGCAGAUACACGGAACCAGGAGCAAGCAUGCCGAAAACCGGAAAUCACGGAAUCAAAGUCGUAGGAACCAGGAGCAACAGGACCACCUUUGCCGGCGGACUGUCGCAGCAGAUGCGCGCCGUCUCGAGUCCCUCGCUCACAGAGCCCUAUUCAGAGUCGCGAAAGCCGCCGGAGGAGGGCAGGGCAGCGGCGGACGGGGCUGCCAAUGUGGCCACAAGCAGCAGCACCGGCAGCGGCAGCGGCAGCGGUGUGAGCGGUGUGGGCGGUGUGGGCCUAGGCGUCCUGCUUAAAUUUAAGCGCACGUUUAACAACUUCAACAACAAGAACCAACUGCACAUCACGCCCGUACCGGCAACGGCAACGACAGCAGCCGCCCCAAAGCCCAAGCUAUCGCCAACGACGCCGACCGUGUCGAUCACAACAGCGGCACCAGCGGCGGCGGGCGACGGCACUGGAGCGGACGGGGGCGAUGGCAGCUCCGGCAAGUACCGCUUCGGACCCCUCAUCUGGCGCACCUCGAAGGAGCGCCGCAAGACCAAGUUCAACCGACGCGACAAGUGCAACUCGGGCGACUCGGGCAUCCAGAUAGAGCUGGAGCAGGACGAGCAGUACUCCCGCGUGCUGGCGGUGAGUGCCCAGGGCGGGGGAGACGGAGGAGGAGAAGGAGGCGGCACGUCCGCUGGAACCGAAGGAGCUGGCAGCAAGCCGCGCACCAUACGGCGCACCAACUCGGCCAAGGCGAGCAGCAUCCUCGGCUCCUUCGCCCUGAGGUCCAAGCACCACAUGCACCUGGACAUCGGGGGCACUGAGAAUGUCGAGCGUGAGGCGCCCGAGUCACUGCCCACACGAUCGCUCAGCCAGCCCAACGGACUGGAAACCUACGGCAUGGGCCGCCCGGAGAUGGAGGACAGCGACAGCGACAGCGUGGCAUCCCACGAGGAAGCUGGCGGCUACCACUACCCGGCCAUCUACGCGGAGGUGCUGUACAAUUUCACGGCCGGAGGGCCGCAGGAGCUGGGCCUGGAGCGCGGCAUGCUGAUUGAAAUACUGCGCAAGGAAGUGGGACCCUGGUGGUUCGGCCGCAUCAAGAAGGAGGAGACCAGUCGCGUGGACGAGAUCCUCGACCCCGAGCUGGGCUGGUUCCCGAAGGAGUUCGUGCGCAUUAUUCAGUGCCCCGAGACGGAUGGCUUCUUCAACGCACACCGAGCGGCAGCCGCAACGGCCAGGGAGGACGGCGAUGCCGUGCCAGUGCCCGUGGCCGAAUUCGCCAAGGAGGCAGACGUCACCAUGACCACGGAUCAGAGCAACAUCACCACCAUAGUCAUUGAGUCCCCGCCAAUGCCCUCGAACGGGUAUCCCACCCUGAACGCGCUGGACAGCGACAACAACGUCCUGCGCCGAAGUGCUGUGCGCGAGCUGCUGGAGACGGAGGUCAACUACGUCAAGCUGCUGGCUGCCAUUUGCGACGGGUAUCUGCCGGCCAUGAGCAAGCGCAUCGACAUAUUCUCGCCGAACAGCAUCCGCCUGAUCUUCUCGAACAUAGCGGCCAUCUACAAGUUCCAGAAAAAGUUCCUCGAGGCGUUGCGCAGGGGAAUCGAGCAGAACCAAAUCGCGAAGGUGUUUCUGAAAAUGCACAAGGGAUUCCUGUGCUACUCCAACUACUGCAACGCCUAUCCCCGGGCCCUUAUCGAGCUGGAGUCCUACGAUCGUGUCAAGGAUGCACGCACCAUUCUGGAGAAUUGCCGCGAGUCGGAGAACCUGGCCGAGCUGCCACUCUCCGCCCACCUGCUGGCUCCCGUGCAACGCAUCUGCCGCUAUCCCCUGCACCUCAGCGAGAUUAUCAAGCCGGCGCGUGCUUCUGCUGCCAAGACGGGCAGCAAUGGCGAAAAAGCUGAGAAACCCUCGGCCCCUGACUACGAACAGCUCGACGUCAACGAGAUGGACAUACCCGACACGUACGAGACCGUAAACCUGGCGCUGGAGGCCAUGCGCGGCAUCACUGAGGCGGUCAAUGAGGGCAAACGCCACAGCGAGACCAUUGCGAGGCACCAGGCCAGCUUUCAGAACUUCAAGGGCCCGCCACUGCAUCUGCACAGCGCACGCUUCUUCCUGCAGGUGGACGCCACACGCCAGAAGCAGAAUCUGUGGAACAGCAGCUACACCCUGUUCCUGUUCGACAACCAGCUGGUCUAUUGCAAGCGCGACAUCAUCAAACGCAGCCACUUCAUUUACAAGGGGCGCAUAUUCCUCGACCGCUGUCGCGUGGUGAACGUACGGGAUGGCAAGAUGUUCGGGCACACGAUCAAGAACUCGCUGCGGAUCUACUGCGAGUCGCGGGACAAGUGGUACGACUUCAGCUUCCGCUCGGCGAACCGCAAGCACCGCUUCCUCAACACCCUCGCCCUCGAGCGGCAGUUCGGCGGCAAGGCCCUUUACGUAUCGGAGAUGACUGGCUUCGAGUACAACUACGAGGAGCGGCCGGGCGACUUUUCCGAUCAGUCGGACUACGAGCUGCCCGACUUUGAGCACGCCAUGUGCGGCGGCACAUCGGCCAGUGGGGAGAGCUCCGUUCCGGAAUCGCCGGCCAAGUCAGCCUCCCGGUUCUCCGAUACUUUGCCGAAAAAAUCGCAGUCCCGCGAUGGCUUCGCCAGCGUGGACAACUCCCAGAUGCUGUCGACGACAUCGACGGGUUCGCUGGGACGACGCCGCAUUGGCAACUGGUUCCGCAAGCCAAAGAGCACCAACUGCACGCCCAGCCAGUCGCCGACGCACAAGCCGGGCUUUGACGCCGAUGAGACUCUGACAGCGGCCCGUGUGGCAGCCAUCGAGCUGGCCGAGGCCGCCGCCUCGCUCUUGCCAACCGAUAGUUCAUCCGCCUAAGCACACAGAGAAUAUCAGAAUACAGAACACAGAAUAUUAUACAUACAUCCAGGCCUGUGCGAAGAAGGCGCAUACUAUUUGUUAUGUUACAUUAUUGUUAAUGUUAAAUUGCCUCUACCAAUUGAAAAAAGUAAACAAAACUAACGAGUGUUACAGUAUAUUUUAGAAUUUUUUUUUCCAUUUUUUUUUUUUUUUAAUCUUUUGUCGUUUGAGGAUUUCUAGACGGCAAAUCGAUAAACGUGGUAAUAAGUUAUGUAUUUAGAUUUUUAGAUUUACCAAAAACAAAACAAAACAAAAAUAAUGUAUACUUGUGGCAUUUGAAGGCAGCUUUCGAUAAAAGUGCCAGAUGCUGGUGUCGCCGACUGCUAGUCUAAAAACCCUAUUACCUAUUACCUACUACCUGUCCGUAUAAUCCUAAUUUAUGUGAUAAGGCGAUAAUAAAUUCCUGCAAAUUACACCAUUAUUGUAUGCUUUAAAGCCCUCUGUUUGUGUAUUCAAGUUCGCUUAGAGACCCCCCACCCCCCCCAGAAGACCCCACUCCGAGCUGAAUAGAAAACUACCCACAGAAAUACCCGAUACUAAGAUGCGUUUCGGAAACGUGCUCGCAACUAGAGAACAUUUUAACUGAAGGGAAGGUGUUUUUAAGAAUAUGGCAUCAAAAAUACAUACAUAUAUACGAACCUUGGCAUUUGUUAGUGUUUCCAGUAUUUCCACCUGCGAAAUUUGAGUAGAAAAAUCCA
This is a messenger RNA of Drosophila persimilis, 4471 nucleotides long. RefSeq lists its product as uncharacterized. The transcript is spliced from 8 exons. Gene Ontology annotation, molecular function: guanyl-nucleotide exchange factor activity; protein binding. The record is from RefSeq and is a predicted model, not a curated record. Lineage: Eukaryota; Metazoa; Arthropoda; Insecta; Diptera; Drosophilidae. Bases 261 to 3731 code for a protein of 1156 amino acids. Gene Ontology annotation, cellular component: cytoplasm.